Mandrillus leucophaeus (drill) is the source of this 2027-nucleotide messenger RNA. It is a transcript of the gene SLC27A1, whose product is annotated as solute carrier family 27 (fatty acid transporter), member 1. Gene Ontology annotation, molecular function: long-chain fatty acid-CoA ligase activity; long-chain fatty acid transmembrane transporter activity; fatty acid transmembrane transporter activity. Gene Ontology annotation, cellular component: mitochondrial inner membrane; plasma membrane. Gene Ontology annotation, biological process: phosphatidic acid biosynthetic process; phosphatidylinositol biosynthetic process; response to insulin. The record is from RefSeq and is a predicted model, not a curated record. NCBI's taxonomy places the organism in Eukaryota, Metazoa, Chordata, Mammalia, Primates, Cercopithecidae. Bases 78 to 2027 code for a protein of 649 amino acids. The transcript is spliced from 13 exons.
GGCUCACUGUAGGGGCGGGGGCGGUCGCGGGCGGAGCCGGAGUGGCCCGCGGCCUCAGCGCUCUCUGUCUCCCCAGGAUGCGGGCUCCGGGUGCAGGCGCGGCCUCGGUGGUCUCGCUGGCGCUGUUGUGGCUGCUGGGGCUGCCAUGGACCUGGAGCGCAGUAGCGGCGCUCGGCGUGUACGUGGGCAGCGGCGGCUGGCGCUUCCUUCGCAUCGUUUGCAAGACCGCGAGGCGAGACCUCUUCGGUCUCUCUGUGCUGAUCCGCGUGCGCCUGGAGCUGCGGCGGCACCAGCGUGCCGGCCACACCAUCCCGCGCAUCUUUCAGGCGGUGGUGCAGCGACAGCCCGAGCGCCUGGCGCUGGUGGAUGCCGGGACCGGCGAGUGCUGGACCUUCGUGCAGCUGGACGCCUACUCCAAUGCGGUAGCUAACCUCUUCCGCCAGCUGGGCUUCGCACCGGGCGACGUGGUGGCCGUCUUCCUGGAGGGCCGGCCCGAGUUUGUGGGGCUGUGGCUGGGCCUGGCCAAGGCGGGCAUGGAGGCCGCGCUGCUCAACGUGAACCUGCGGCGCGAGCCCCUGGCCUUCUGUCUGGGCACCUCGGGCGCUAAGGCCCUGAUCUUUGGAGGAGAAAUGGCGGCGGCGGUGGCCGAAGUGAGCGGGCAUCUGGGGAAAAGUUUGAUCAAGUUCUGCUCUGGAGACUUGGGGCCCGAGGGCAUCUUGCCGGACACCCACCUCCUGGACCCACUGCUGAAGGAGGCCUCUACUGCCCCCUUGGCACAGAUCCCCAGCAAGGGCAUGGACGAUCGUCUUUUCUACAUCUACACGUCGGGGACCACUGGACUGCCCAAGGCUGCCAUUGUCGUGCACAGCAGGUACUACCGCAUGGCAGCCUUCGGCCACCACGCCUACCGCAUGCAGGCGGCUGACGUGCUCUAUGACUGCCUGCCCCUGUACCACUCUGCAGGAAACAUCAUCGGCGUGGGGCAGUGUCUCAUCUAUGGGCUGACAGUCGUCCUUCGCAAGAAAUUCUCGGCCAGCCGCUUCUGGGACGACUGCAUCAAGUACAACUGCACGAUCAGUGGAGUUAGACACUGUAACCUUUUGUGUCUGGUGGUUCAGUACAUCGGUGAGAUCUGCCGCUACCUGCUGAAGCAGCCGGUGCGCGAGGCGGAGAGGCGACACCGCGUGCGCCUGGCAGUGGGGAACGGGCUGCGUCCAGCCAUCUGGGAGGAGUUCACGCAGCGCUUCGGCGUGCGCCAGAUCGGGGAGUUCUACGGCGCCACCGAGUGCAACUGCAGCAUUGCCAACAUGGACGGCAAGGUCGGCUCCUGUGGUUUCAACAGCCGCAUCCUGCCCCACGUGUACCCCAUCCGGCUGGUGAAGGUCAAUGAGGACACGAUGGAGCUGCUGCGGGAUGCCCAGGGCCUCUGCAUCCCCUGCCAGGCCGGGGAGCCUGGCCUCCUCGUGGGCCAGAUCAACCAACAGGACCCGCUGCGCCGCUUCGACGGUUAUGUCAGCGAGAGCGCCACCAGCAAGAAGAUCGCCCACAGCGUCUUCAGCAAGGGCGACAGCGCCUACCUCUCAGGUGACGUGCUAGUGAUGGACGAGCUGGGCUACAUGUACUUCCGGGACCGUAGUGGGGAUACCUUCCGCUGGCGAGGGGAAAAUGUCUCCACCACCGAGGUGGAGGGCGUGCUGAGCCGCCUGCUGGGCCAGACAGACGUGGCCGUCUAUGGGGUGGCUGUUCCAGGAGUGGAGGGUAAGGCAGGGAUGGCAGCCAUCGCAGACCCCCACAGCCUGCUGGACCCCAACGCGAUGUACCAGGAACUGCAGAAAGUGCUGGCACCCUAUGCCCGGCCCAUCUUCCUGCGCCUCCUGCCCCAGGUGGACACCACAGCCAUCUCCAUGGAGCUCCUGCUGGAGGUCCCUGAACCCUGCACUGCGUGGCUGCUCAGCUGGCUGCUUCCUGUCCUGGGAGGAGGCCUCCUGGGUGUCCUCAUCUGCUGUGGCUACCGGAGGAUCCCAUAG